Aureobasidium musti is the source of this 1062-nucleotide messenger RNA. Lineage: Eukaryota; Fungi; Ascomycota; Dothideomycetes; Dothideales; Saccotheciaceae. The record is from the annotation of a GenBank genome assembly.
AUGUCAGCCCCGGCAUCCAGAUCCCACGAUCUAACCCCACCAUCUACCGCAACUCUUCUGGCUCAAAAGUUGCCCAAGCCAUACAUAAACAGUUUCUGCGGUGCCGCUGCCGGUGUUGCUUCGGGUAUUGUUACCUGUCCACUCGAUGUCAUAAAGACCAAGCUACAAGCCCAAGGCUCCUUCCGCCGCCAGCAGCACUCACAGAACUCGAACUCAACCUCUCAAGUCUACCGAGGUCUUGUUGGAACUGCAAGAACAAUCGUGCGCCAGGAUGGCCUCAAGGGCAUGUACAGAGGUCUUGGUCCAAUGGUACUUGGCUAUCUACCCACCUGGGCUGUCUACAUGAGCGUCUACGACAUAGCAAAGACCAAUUACUCGGAGCGUAUUGAACCCCAAUGGUUUGCUCAUGUGCUCUCCUCCGUCACAGCUGGUGCUUGCUCGACGCUUGCAACAAAUCCCAUCUGGGUCAUCAAAACUCGUCUCAUGUCUCAAAUAUCUAAAGAAGCUGUCGAAGGACACCGCACUCCUUGGCAUUAUAACAACACUUGGGAUGCUGCCCGUCAGAUGUACAAAGGCGAGGGUAUCAAGGCCUUCUACUCUGGUCUGGCUCCCGCACUAUUGGGUCUCACACAUGUCGCCAUCCAAUUCCCUCUAUAUGAGUAUUUAAAACUCAAGUUUACUGGUGUUGAGAUGGGUGCAGCUCCUCCCAGCCAAGGCACAAACUCGGUCGGUGUGCUCGCCGCAACCUGCAUCAGCAAAAUCUGCGCUACCACAGCCACAUAUCCUCACGAAGUCUUGCGCACUCGUCUACAAACACAACAAAGAGGCAUUCCCAGUUCCGACGGCAUGAUCAACAAACCUCGCUAUCAAGGUGUCAUCAAGACUUGUAGAACCAUUCUAUACGAAGAGGGCUGGACUGCCUUCUACAGCGGCAUGGGAACCAAUCUCAUUCGAGCCGUGCCUGCCGCCAUGACCACCAUGCUUACCUUCGAGACACUCAAAAGCGUGAUUGUCCGUAUGCAAGCCGAGGACGAAGACGAGCACAUUCCCGGAACCGCUUAG